Drepanopeziza brunnea f. sp. 'multigermtubi' MB_m1 is the source of this 1962-nucleotide messenger RNA. NCBI's taxonomy places the organism in Eukaryota, Fungi, Ascomycota, Leotiomycetes, Helotiales, Drepanopezizaceae. The record is from RefSeq and is a predicted model, not a curated record.
AUGUCUGCAGGCAAGAAUCUCUCCCUUCUCUCUUCCUCUUCUCUUCCUCCUCUUUUGCAUAUAGAAGCUAAUGGAAAUCAAAUUGUAGUGAGGAUCGUCUGUGUAGGCGAUGACAGCGUGGGCAAGAGCAGCCUCAUCACCUCGCUGGUCAAAGAUGUCUUCGUGACGAACAAGAUCCAGUCCGUCCUUCCACAGAUUACCAUACCACCCAGCAUCGGAACUCCCGAGAAUGUCACUACCACGAUCGUGGAUACCUCUGCCUUGCCCCAAGAGCGAAAUACACUGCGGAAGGAAAUCCGGAAGUCAAAUGUUAUCUUGCUGGUAUACUCUGACCACUACAGCUACGAGCGGGUCGCACUGUUUUGGAUGCCGUACUUUCGCUCCCUGGGAGUCAAUGUGCCGGUCGUGCUAUGUGCCAAUAAGUCGGACUUGACCACGAACGGGAAUACAGCUCAGGUGGUUGAGGAUGAGAUGCUACCUGUGAUGGCAGAGUUCAAGGAGAUUGACUCCUGCAUACGGACAAGUGCCAGGGAACACCACAAUGUCAAUGAGGUCUUCUUCCUAUGCCAGAAGGCUGUUACACAUCCGAUUGCACCUCUGUUCGAUUCCAAGGAGGGGAACCUUAAGCCUGCUGCGGUAGCUGCUCUGAGACGAAUCUUCUAUCUAUGCGAUAAGGAUCAAGAUGGAUAUUUGAAUGACCAAGAGAUGAACGCCUUUCAGGCGAAAUGUUUUGAGAAGCCAUUGUCACCCGGGGAUUUGGACAAUAUCAAGCUAUCUAUCAGCAAAGAAUCGCCGGGUUCUCAAGCCGACAAGGGGAUUAAUCAGAGAGGGUUCAUUCAGUUGAACAAACUAUUUGCAGAAAAAGGACGACACGAGACCAUUUGGAUUAUCUUACGGAAAUUCCACUACACGGACAGCCUGAGCUUGAAGGACAGCUUUCUUCAUCCCAAAUUCGAGAUACCAGAAUACUCCUCGGCGGAACUAAGCCCAGCGGGUUAUCGAUUUUUCGUGGAUCUAUUCCUGCUGUUUGACAAGGACAACGACGGUGGACUCAAUAAUUCAGAGCUUGACGCCCUUUUCGCACCUACUCCAGGCCUUCCAUCUUUCUGGCUUGAAACUUCCUUUCCGUCUUCCACGGUCCGCAACGAAGCCGGCGACAUCACGCUCCAAGGCUGGCUCGCCCAAUGGUCAAUGACAACCUUCGUCUCACCCAGUACAACCCUCUCCUACCUCGCUUACCUAGGGUUUGAGCCAGCAGGUGGUCCUCGCCUUUCGACAACCUCCGCCCUCAAGAUCACAAAAGCUCGCAAACGUCGCCGGCGUGCCGGCCGCGUAGAACGCAACGUAGUCCUCUGCUACGUAGUCGGAGCCCCCUCGUCCGGAAAAUCGUCCCUCUUAGACGCCUUCCUCGCGCGCCCGUUCGACUCACUCUACCGGCCCACUAUAAAACCCCGCACAGCAGUGAACAGCGUUGAGAAAAGCGGCAAACAAUGCUACUUAAUCCUCGAAGAACUUGGCGAGCUCGAGCCCGCCAUCCUAGAGAACCAAGCCAAGCUCGACGCUUGCGAUCUCAUCUGCUACACGUACGACUCUUCUGACCCAGACUCAUUUUCACAUAUCGUGAGUUUACGAAAAAGAUACCCACAGCUGGACGAGUUGCCGGCAAUCUAUACGGCGCUGAAGGCGGAUCAAGACAAGACGACACAGAGGAGCGAGAGUCAGCCGGAUGAGUAUACGAUGAUGUUGAAUAUGAAUGCGCCGCUGCAUGUGAGCGUUACGUGGAACAGCAUUAGCGAGUUGUUCAUCACGUUGGCGGAGGCGGCGACGAAUCCAAGCUCGGCGUUCCCGAAGAGUGAGGAGGAGGCACCGGAUCGCACAGGCGUUUACAUUGCGUUGGGAGCGACGGCGUGCGCGCUGCUUGCGGCGGGUAUGAUUUACAAGAGGGCGACGAAUGCGAAUUAG